AUGUCCAUUAUGGACGUCCGAGGCAAUCUUUCUCUCCCUCCAAGCUCGCUAGAGCAGGCAUAUUGUGGCCAAAAUGUCCAAUUGGCUCUACUCAGUUUUUGGCUACGUCACACAGUGCACGUCCUAAGUCACGUCACCGCAGUGCUGGGCAUUGGGUUUAAUGUCAUCAACUUGUGUGUGUUUGCCAGACAAGGCUUCCAGGAUACGAUCAACAUUUCGUUGUCUGGACUUGCGGUAUCGGACAUGGCCACGUCGGCGGUAUUUUUGGCGUAUCAUCCAGCCUCGCUUGUGCUGGAAACUGUAUAUGGAAGAAAACCCACCGAACUAAUACACUUAGGUUCAUGGUUGUCCUAUGGACUCACCAUCAACAGUUCCUGUCUCGCUCUCUUCAUCUGCCUGGAACGAUACCUCUGCGUGGCUUUUCCACUGAAGGUCAAAGACAUGAUAACCCCAAAGGUCACGGUCAAGGCCGUCAUAGCGAUCUUUUUGGUAACUAUAACGACCGUGCUUCCCGCGAUGCUAGCCUUAAGGUUCAGCUGGUAUUUCGAUAAGUACGCUAACCAAACUAUUCUAGCACUCAUUUUCAUGGAACACACCUCGGAUUUGGCCAAUGUGUCUUACGUUCUGUCGACCUCCAUACAAAUACCCGCCCUCAUUUGCUUGUGCGGAGUUACGGCCCUAUUGAUUUGGCUAUUGUCAGGCCACAAAAAGGAACUGCGAGGUUUUCUGGACGCCCACACCUCACAUCAUUCUAUGCGACGACGCAAGCGAACGGCCAAGAUGGUGGUCUUCCUCUCCUCCGUCAUCCUGGUGUGCUUCGUCCCGGCUCAGCUGGCGUCUGUGGCGACAUUGCUGAAUCCAGAUUUUGAUGCCGGCGGGAGACACGACACGGCGUACAAAUUGAGCUGGGCUGUGAUCUUCUUGCUGCACAUGGCAAACUCCAGCGUCAAUCUGUGCUUUUACUACAGCAUGAGCUCUAGAUUUAGGAGCACUUUGACGCUCAUGUUGAAAAGACGAUAA
Aplysia californica (California sea hare) is the source of this 1020-nucleotide messenger RNA. RefSeq names its product QRFP-like peptide receptor. Gene Ontology annotation, biological process: G protein-coupled receptor signaling pathway. Lineage: Eukaryota; Metazoa; Mollusca; Gastropoda; Aplysiida; Aplysiidae. Gene Ontology annotation, cellular component: membrane. Gene Ontology annotation, molecular function: G protein-coupled receptor activity. The coding region runs from base 1 to 1020 and encodes 339 amino acids. The record is from RefSeq and is a predicted model, not a curated record. The transcript has 2 exons.